GCAUAGCAUUGUUUGUAAUACCCCAUAGUGUCAUUAGGAUAUGGUGUGUAUGGUGCUCAUUUUAUAAGCGGUUGUGAUACAGUUGUCAAAACAGUAAAAUCCCUGAUGAACUGGUUAACGUGGUAUCACUGUUAUGGCUGGAAAAAAAUCUAGUAAUUCAGAUUAUUACACCUGGUGAUGAUGACUAUUGACUUCCGGUCAAAUUCACUACCUGCCAGACUAGACCUAUUUUGUGAGUCAACAUAAGAGUUGUAAUCCCUGAUAAUGUUAGUCACUGAAUUAUCAAUGCAGUGAUUGUUGAGUGUAACUGUCAAUGUUGUACUAAUAAGACAAAGGAAAUAUUGAUACAAUUCAAAUUAUUUUAAACAUGAUGCAGAAGUUUCGUGUACUGCUCUAAAAGGUCAUUUUACUAGUCUAAGGUCAGGUUUAUCAGUCCAUGUACAGUAAAAAGACAGGCAAAAUAUCUUUUCAUAUUUGUGUUUGCUACAAGUUCUGAUUUUUAGUUGAUCACAAAGUGUUAAGCUUAAAUUGUUGUAGAAGAACCAGUUUAACCAUUAGCUACAUGUUCCCAAAUGUUGUUAGUAAAUAUACUCCAGUAAUUAACCUUUUUAUAAUAUGCUAUUAUAAUUUCAAAUUUGAUAAGAAAGUAGUUACUAAUAAAAAUAACUGUAAAAGACAUAAAACUGGUUUUCACUUUGUUGGCAGGUUAUUAACAUAUGAUAGUGAUGACUUUGAGUACGGAUGCAUGUCAGGUCAGCAGUGUUUGAGUUUCAGCAGAAACCCCUGUCAUCUAAUGACCCUGAAGAUGAAACCCAAAUAGAAACUUGCUGAAAAGAAAGUCUAGUUUAUAAAAACAAGAACUGAUGAAAUUCAGCUGAAACACUUUCACCUUGCAUAACAGACACACAGUGUCAAAGGGUCAAGUUAUAUAAUCCUGUGUUGUUGCAGAGCUCUUCAACGUAUACUAUUUAUCUCAGAGCCUGGAACAUCUGUUUCCUCCUCACCAUCCCUGUAAUGAGAGAGAACCCAAUGGUACCAGCAGAUAUGAGAUGAUACUUUUAUCUGACAGUUUUCAGGUUAUAGGUAGGAGGUAAUCGAGGAAAGUACCCUUCACCCAUAUUGGAGUCCAAAAAGUCAAGAGCUUGCUCCACCACUAAGGCCGCACAAUGAACCAUCCAUAAAUAAUGAUUGAUAAGGCCUCCACCGUAAAGGAGGGAAAGUGGUUUAUCUGAAGUUGGGAUGAUGAAGGCCUCGCAGAGAAAAUUGUUUAGAUGGCUACUUUUUCAGCACUGCAAGCACGUUCUGUGGAGGAUGGACUACAACAGACGUCUUCACAGCUCUGUGAGGUGCGUUACUUUGUACUGGCAGGACUCAGAGGGUCAAGACCCAGGCUAAAAGACAUAAAAUUAGCAGACAUCACAUGCAUAACUAGAGAAUUUAUUUUGUAUGAUUGUAUACUAAAUGUAAUUCAUGUGGUUUCAGCCUGUUUAAUUCACAUUUCACCACUAAUAAUUAAAUCUACCCAAGUAUACUAUAAAACGUUUUUAAAAGUAUUCUGAUAUUAAUAAAAAUAUAUUACUAACAUAAUACAAGUAUAUUGAAAACUGUUUUUUAAUUAUUGUAUUUAAUCAGGUUAUAAUUAUAAUUAUUAAAACCACACAUUCAUUAGAUGCUGAUGUUCUUUUUUCUGUCCCUGAAAUUUUGUCUUUAAUGAUUUGAGCAUUAAACAACAAGAUUUUACCAAGUUCUUAUUAAAAAGUAAGUUAAGAGUCCAGCAUUGAAAUGUCAUGGUAACUUGUGUUAACUGUCUUUUAUUUUUAGCCUUUUAGCAUUUCUACCAUAAUCUGGUCCAACCCCUGAUUCCCAUUUGUGACAUAAUUCGGGUGAGACACUUUGCAAAACAACUUCUUUUUACAGCCUCAUUUCCUAAUGCUGCUGGUUUAACAUUAUUCCAUUUUUAUACAUUACCAAAAAAAUGUGCAUAAUAUUGCGUUUUAGAUUGCUAUUAAAGAUUAUGAAUCUUAACCAUAUGUUUUGAUGGCAGGAUUUUCAUGAUUUAAAAAACACAUUUUAUUAGGCAAAAAAUAAUAUCAAAUAAUAAUAAUAUUUAUUCUUCACCCGUUGGAUUUUUAAAUGUUUCCAAAUGUUAUUUCCAUCAGAAAUGUUUAAUUUUUAUUUUUGCUAAUGGUUGUAAACUUUUUUUAUGAAUGACCAGAGUCCCUUGCAUGUGUGCUGAUAGCCAUCAUAAAAAUGACUCCCAGAUCACUCUGCACCUUUCAAGGUUAUAGAAAGCAGAUAAAAUGGGAAUAAAAUAAUUAAAACAAGUGAUACUUAAAAUUAAUGAAUCCAUACAUGAAUUAUUUUAUUUAUAGUAGAGCAGGGUGAAACAUUACAUAACAGAAAACAUCUUUCACCUUACACAAAGCUUGAUUGUAAUGUUUUCAGUAGUGCAAAGUCACUGCUAGGGCUCCUACUCACAAUCAAGCAGAUAGUAGGUUGUCAUGGCAACCUAUCACCCAAUUAUUGUUUUGAUGUGCAGAGUCUGUAGCGUGCUAGUCAAGCAGGGGCAGAUCUACUGAGGUAGUGGGGUAUGUGAGGCAUGAUCCCCAUUCUUCACUAAUUAGAAAAUAAUCAACCAGGUUAAAAUAACAAGGAACUAAACUGCAGCUUAGUUUGUGUGGAACUUAUCAACAUGCACAAGAACAAACAGAAUGUACCUGCCAUAUUUUGUCUUGUCCUUUUUACCAUCUCUGCUUAUCACUGAAUUAAAUGCUUAUGCACCUUAGACCUGAUAUCUGUGAUGCAGCCGUGGUGUGGAGCCUGUGCUUGUCUUCUUUAUCGUGCAUUUGUCCUUGGCAUGUGAUAACAACAGUAAUUACAAAGCCAUAAUCUUAGGUGGUCGGAUGUGAGCCAGGAUGUGCUCACGUCCUCCUGGCAUGGUAGCAUGCAGCUGGAAGGUGGAAUUUUUGGUGGAAAAGUUUUUCCUAAGGUGCAGAUACAUCUAUGCACCUGAGGCUCUGUUGUUUGGAGACCAACUAUCUUUGUACUCUGCCUUCACCAAACCCACAGAACACACUGCCGGACAAGGAGACGCCUACAGGCCAUGACUCGGGAAAUUUUAGGUGGAGAUCUGGGUGCAGAUGCUGUUUUGGACAGGUCCAUUUACUUUCGUCCAGCUUUGGGUCUCCCUAGCAACCCUACUGUAUCAAAAUCCCACCCAUGUUAAUUAUCAGACAGAAGAAUUGAUCACCCAUAGCUGUGAUUGGGCAGUAGGGACAUCAGGCCAGAUAAGAAUGCUGUGACGCUCCAAGAGUUGUGACGUUGGACCUGACGUUUCCCCUUUCCCAACCCUAACACCAGGAGACAGGCAGACAAGGACAGGACGAGUCAGAUGCUCCUCUACUUUACUUCUGUGAUGUCUCUUCCAACAGGACGUUGCUAAUUAGCGCACACACUCCGUCCUACUGUAUUUGGGGAUCCUCACUCUUCUGCUGCUCAAACACUCUCAGGAACCAUGAUCCGUGUCACAGUCCUGCUUAUCUUUCUGACAUGUGUGGUGCGGUCGUUGGCCCAACAUGAGGCAGGCUACUGUGCUUUCUAUGAGGAGUGCGGCAAGAACCCAUUGCCAGGACAACCUCUUAUCCCUCCUAUUGUCCCCUGCCUCAACUACAGCAAAGCCCGACAUGUCAGCGGAGAACACUACAAGAAACUCAUAGAGGUGUGUCCCAUGCUGGACCGUGGAAUUGACAACACCUACGCCUGCUGCUCCAUCAAACAGCUGUUCUCUCUAGAAAAGAGUCUGACUCUUUCCAAGGUUGUGCUGAUUCGCUGUCCUUCUUGCGUUGAGAACUUUGCCCACCUGCACUGUAUUACCACAUGCAGCCCUAAUCAGUCCCAGACAGUAAAAGUCACAAAUGUGAAGAAUGUCACUGCUCUGAACCAGACGAAUGAGGCAGUGGUGGGCUACCAGGCUUUCAUCAAGGCCAGCUUUGCAGAAGGCGCCUUCCAGUCAUGUAAAAACGUCCGGAUCCCCGCCACAGGAGGCUUCGCCGUCGGUACCAUGUGCGGUCGCUACGGGGCCAAGCUGUGCACUGCCCAGCGCUGGUAUGACUUCCAGGGAGACUCCAGUAAUGGCUUGGCUCCACUGGACAUUGACUUCCAGCUGAUAAAAGACGGAGACACCACAGUUCUACCAGAGGGCGUGGUGCCCUAUAACGGAACGGCGCUCAAGUGUAACGAGUCCACGCCAUCCGGGGGCGAGGUCUGCUCCUGCCAGGACUGCCAGGAGUCCUGCCCCGUUGUGCCCCCUCCCCAGCCGCCCCCCGGCCCCUUCGAGGUGUUUGGAAUAGAUGGGUUCUUGGUCGUGUCGCUCAUCCUUCUCGUUUUCCUGAUAUUAGCUUUCCUGUGUUUCGCCAUUGUCACUUGCGUUGGGAAGAAGCAAAAGACCAAAGUGAAACGUAAAGACAAGAACAGUAACGAUGUGACCCAGCAGGUCAUUCAUCCGUCAGAGGUGACGUGCGCUGACAGGGCCAGUCUGGCAGCUCAAAACGUCCUCAGCUUAUGGUUUGAGCGCUGGGGAACCCUCAUAGCCUCGUACCCCCUGACGGUUAUCCUGGUGUCCCUUGCAAUCGUGGCUGUCUUCUCCGCUGGUCUCAAGUCCAUUGAGCUCACCACCGACCCCGUGGAGCUGUGGUCUGCUCCCAACAGUCGCGCCCGCAGAGAGAAAGACUUUCACGACACAUACUUUGACCCCUUCUUCAGGACAAACCAGCUCAUCCUGACUGCGCCUGGACGACAAGGUCACGUGUAUGACUCUCUGCUGUUUGGUCUUCAGAACUUUAGCGGCCUUGUAUCCAAAGAUCUCAUCAUUCAGCUGCUGGACCUCCAGACGAAAAUACAGAACAUCGAGUUCUGGUCGGAGGAUCUGAACCAAACAGCCUCUCUUAAGGAUGUGUGUUUCGCACCCCUGAACCCAUCCAACGCAUCCCUCACGGACUGCGCUGUCAACAGCUUGCCACAGUACUUCCAGAACAGCCUAGACAACAUUAAUGCUAGGGUGAACAUGACGGAGCUGGGAGUGACCAGGGAGGUGGACUGGAGAGACCAUCUGAUCUACUGCCUCAGCUCCCCUCUAUCCUUUAAAGACAUCACCGAUCUGGGUUUGAGCUGCAUGGCUGACUACGGAGCUCCAGUCUUCCCCUUCCUGGCUGUGGGAGGCUACGAAGAUGAGGAAUACACCAACGCUGAGGCCUUCAUCAUGACAUUCUCCCUCAACAACUACGCCCGCAACCACCCCAAGUUUAACGUGGCCAUGCAGUGGGAGAAGGAGUUUCUGAGGAUCGUACAGGAAUACCAGAAAGACCCUGCCUGCAACUUCACUUUUGCCUACAUGGCGGAGAGAUCUCUGGAGGAUGAGAUCAACCGGACCACAGCCGAGGACAUCCCCAUCUUCAUGAUCAGUUACGCUGUGAUCUUCGUUUACAUCGCCGUGGCCCUGGGGGAGUACUCGUCGUGGAAACGCAUCCUGGUGGACUCCAAGUUCUUGGUGGGUUUUGGGGGGAUCCUGGUGGUGGGCUGUUCCGUCCUGGCCUCCAUGGGCUUCUACUCCUGGAUCGGCAUCCCCUCAUCGCUGGUCAUCCUGCAGGUGGUGCCCUUCCUGGUACUUGCCGUGGGCGCCGACAACAUCUUCAUCUUCGUCCUGGAGUACCAGAGGGACGUGAGGAGGCCCGGGGAAAAGAGAGAGGAGCAGAUCGGCCGUGUCCUUGGGAGCGUCGCUCCCAGCAUGCUCCUGUGCAGUCUCUCAGAGUCCGUGUGCUUCUUUCUAGGGGCCCUGUCCACCAUGCCCGCCGUGAAGACCUUUGCCCUCUACGCGGCUCUGGCCGUGCUCAUGGACUUUGUUCUGCAGAUGACGGCCUUCGUGGCGCUGCUGUCGCUGGAUGCCCGGCGCCAGGACAGCAAUCGCUGUGAGCUGCUGUGUUGUGUCACCGUGUCAACCCAACGUCCCAACAAGCCCAACGAGGGCUUCCUGCUGCCCUUCAUGCGGAAGUUCUAUGCUCCUGUUCUAUUACACAACGUCACCAGAAUCAUAGUGAUGCUGCUUUUCAUUGUCCUGUUCUGCGUAUGCUUCUUCCUCAUGUUUCAUGUGACUGUGGGUCUGGAUCAGGAGCUAGCUAUGCCAAAGGUCUGGAAGCACUGCUAUAACAAUAUGACUCAUCGUCGGAGCACUCCUACUGUGUUUCAUUUACAAAGAUUAUUGUGUUUUUGUUUUUAUUUUCAGAACUCCUACAUGUUGGUGUAUUUCCAGUAUCUGUACAAGUACUUUGAAGUCGGAGUUCCUGUUUAUUUUGUAACAAAGAAAGGCUACAACUUCAAGUCUGUGGAUGGUAUGAACGGAGUCUGCUCCAGCGUGGGCUGUGAUCAGUUCUCACUGACCCAGAAGGUCCAGUACGCCACAGAUUACCCCGAUCGGUCCUACAUCUCUAUUCCUGCGAACUCUUGGGUUGAUGAUUUCAUCGACUGGCUCAACCCCGGGUCUAAAUGCUGUCGCCUGUACAGCAGUGGUCCAAAUGCUGGAAAGUUCUGUCCUGCAAGCGAACCUUUUUUGAAGUGUUUAGAAAACUGUAUGCCCAUACCUACUGACGGAGUCCUCAGGCCCAGUGUGGAAAAAUUUGACCGCUUCCUCCCUGACUUCCUGGGUAACAGACCUGACCUGAAGUGUGGCAAAGGAGGUCUAGGUGCCUAUGACACAGCUGUGGUGAGAGACGAAAAGGGAGAUAUUAUAGCGUCUCGGUUCAUGGCCUACCACACACCUCUGACCAACUCCCAGGAGUUCACUGCCGCGCUGAAAAUGGCCAGAGAGCUGGCUCACAACAUCACCAUGGGCAUGAGGAAAAUACCAGGAACCGCUAGCGACUUUGAAGUGUUCCCUUACACGUUGACUUAUGUUUAUUAUGAGCAGUAUCUUACUAUUGUGCCAGAGGGCCUGUUCAACAUCUCCCUGUGUCUGCUGCCGACCUUCGUGGUGUGCUGCCUGCUGCUGGGCCUGGACCUGCGCUCUGGACUGCUCAACCUGCUCACCAUCAUCAUGAUCGUGGUGGACACCGUCGGCGUCAUGACGCUGUGGGGCAUCGACUACAACGCAGUGGCCCUCAUUAAUCUGGUCACGGCUGUGGGCAUUUCCGUGGAGUUUGUGUCACAUAUGACGAGGUCGUUCGCGCUUAGCAUCAAACCCACACGCGUGGAAAGAGCCAUGGAGGCUACAGCCAACAUGGGCAGCGCCGUCUUUGCUGGCGUUGCUAUGACCAAUCUACCAGGCAUCCUUGUGCUGGCGCUGGCCAAAGCGCAGCUCAUCCAGAUCUUCUUCUUCCGGUUAAACCUUGUCAUCACACUCCUGGGGAUGGCUCACGGACUUAUAUUCCUCCCUGUGCUGCUCAGCUACUUUGGGCCUGGCGUGAACAAGGCAGUGUUGCUCCAGCUUCAGCAGACCAAGGCGAAGGCCAGAGAGGAGCUGGAGAUCAGGAGCACCAGUCAAGCCUAUGACAACAUGAGCUACGAAAACAACGAGACAAAACAGAACCCAGACCUUAAGUCCAUGAAGGUUCCCACGGACCACAGCAGACCUUCAGAGUUGAUAGAGACCCAGCAGGAGGCAAGAGUUUCCAGUUUCUGAUCAUCACCAACACAAUCUGUUUAAAAAAGCUCUGCUGAGUAAAUACCUCUGUACCAAGCUGCAACGACCAACAGUUGGUCAAGAAAAAAGGGAGGAGAUCCUAUUAACUUAUUACAUACCUCAAUCACAAAUGAACCAGUGAUACUGGGGGAAAAAAGCAGUUGUGCAAUAUUUUGAGCAAUGCAUGAAUGGACUAUUGCAAAGACAGUCACCUACACACCCCUCCCCCACCACCACAGCUUGGCAACAUCUGGUUAUCAACUGUGGAAUCACUGGGCAGCAGUGUUCUUGAAUUCAUUGAAAGUUUGUAUUUUUUUUUUAUUGAAUGCAAUUAUUUUAUUUGUAUGAAUAUGUCUCAUUAUGUUUGCUUGAACUGAUUAAAGGCACCACACUCCAGAAUUUCAUUUUAUAGUUUCUCCAAGUUGGGUUCUAUGUUAUUGCUUUAAAAUGUAAGGGGCUUUAUCAAAUGUUUCUAUUAUGUGUUUUAUUGUAUUUGACAUUGGUGAGGUACAGCCUGUAUACACUGUACUGUAUGAUCAUGUGCGAUGUCACACAAGAGCUACAACAAGAGUUCAUGCAAACAGGCUGCUGACUGUCUUGUUUUGUUCACUGUUUACUGUCGCUGGAUAAUCCAUAGACCUAUAGCAUCACAUGCUUCCGGCUUGCAUUCCAUCCACGAGGUGGGUUUAAUGCUACCGAUGUAAAUCAGUCAUAGCUACUAACAUACUUUAGCAGUUUUAGGCACAAGGAUGUUACAGUUUUCUUGAUCGCUUUGAUGCAGCCACCUCUUUGAUGAACCUCCACAUUUUCAUAAGAGUUGCCACACAGACUUAAUCAGUGGUACCAUGGUCAAAAUGACUCGCUUUGUUUGCUAAAGGCUCUAACUGAGUCAAAACAUUUGUAAUAUGCAACAAAAGCUAAUUUUGCCCUCAAACAACACAACGUGCAAACAAGUACGUCCAGUCAUUCAUAACACAGUGAACAGCAAAAUACUAAACACUGCUCUCAUUGUAGCCUGUUGUUAUU
Molecule: messenger RNA, 8695 nt
Organism: Betta splendens (Siamese fighting fish)
Lineage: Eukaryota; Metazoa; Chordata; Actinopteri; Anabantiformes; Osphronemidae
Gene: npc1l1
Product: NPC1-like 1
Exons: 20
Coding region: 3515-7669 (1384 amino acids)
Cellular component (GO): membrane
Molecular function (GO): lipid carrier activity
Source: RefSeq, a predicted model, not a curated record